Molecule: messenger RNA, 937 nt
Organism: Saprolegnia diclina VS20
Lineage: Eukaryota; Oomycota; Saprolegniomycetes; Saprolegniales; Saprolegniaceae
Exons: 4
Coding region: 16-900 (294 amino acids)
Molecular function (GO): protein binding
Source: RefSeq, a predicted model, not a curated record
CUCGAAACGCCUGCGAUGAACCAAGCCGAAGCGGCGCGUGGCAGUGCCAAGGAAGCGAGCCUCCAGGCGGCGCGGCGCCGCUGCGAGACGCAGCUCAUGGGCCGCGACGUCCACGCGGCCUACGCCACCAUUGUCGCGACCGUCCAGGAUGCUGUCGGUGUUUACGGCAAGCACGGGCUUGCGAUCGUGCCGUAUUACCUCCUCAUGGCCGACGUCGGCUUGGAACUCGGGCAUCUCAAGCAGGUCGAAGAAGUCCUCGCGCUCAGCAUUUGGAGCCUCGUACGCAGCGCCGAAGAGAGCAGCGCCCACGAAGGCGAGACGCACCCGGGCACGCUCCUCCAGCGCGCGGCAGUCUGCAAGCUCUACGGUCGGUUCCACGCCGAGGCCGACAACUACGACGAGGCGCUCAAGCAAGCGGCGAACGGCGCCUACUACGCCUCGCUCGUCCACGGCCCCGAGCACAUUCUCACGUCGACACUCUACUUUACGCUCGGGUGCAUCUUCCAGCGCAUGUUCAAGACCGAGCAAGCGCUCGGCAUGUUCGACAAGCUCGUCGAGAUCUGGUACAAGUACCUUGCGAAUCGCCUGCCGUUGGCGGAAGGCAAGGACCGAGACGACGACAACGACGACGACGCGCUCGCCCACCGGCGGCUCUUGCACGACGGCAACACGAUGCUUUUGCACAUCCUCGAUACGCGGUCCAAGGUGCUCGGCUCGGGCCACAUUGCGACCGGGGAGGUCGAGUACACGAUGGGUCUGCUCAAAGUACACAUGGGCCUUCCGUCGGAAGCCAAGGGGUUCCUCGACCAAGCGCUCUCGAUCUACACGGACGCCCUCGGGUCGCUGCACCCGUCGACGAUCGAUGUGCAAAGCGUGAUCGAUACCAUUCGUGGCGCAUAAGAUGUUUCAUCGUGUAUAGAGUCUUCUACUUGAGCGA